AUAAAACCGUUUCAAAAACUCAAACGUCACAGAACACAGCAGAGUGAGUAACAAUGGGAACUCGUAGAAGCGAAGAACAAAACGCACUUUCUUCUGAUUCUGAAGAAGAAAACGACAUUGCCACCACCCAAACCAAAACGACUAAAACAGAAGUUGUCGUUUCGGAAUCAUCACGUUACGAGCAGAUUAGGGAACAAAGAAUGAAAGAGAACGCUGAGAGAAUGAACAAGCUCGGUUUAUUAAACCUUUCUCUUAAUCUUAAUCUUAAGCUCAACAAAAACAAAACACAACGCCCUCAGAUCAAGAAAAUCCCGUUACCAUUAAACCAAUCUGAAAGACGUUCUUCUAGAAUAAUGAGCCUAGCACCAGUUGACUAUCGUUUCAAGCGUCUUAAAGCAGAGCCUCAACAAAGUUCAUCAAGUAAGAAAAGGAAUAGAGUGGAGAUUUAUAUAGAAGAAGGUACAAACCCUGAAGUUUACACUGAAAAGCAUGAGAAGCUUCUGGGAGAUUGUGAGACUGUUUGGGAAUUGUAUGUGGAUGGAUAUGACGAGGAUGGGGACCGUAUAUAUGAUCCAACCAAGGGAGUCAAAUGCCAUCAGUGCAGGCAUGUAACUGUUGGUCAGCUGACCGAUUGCAACAAAUGCGAAUUACCCCAAGGACAGCUUUGUGGAGAUUGCUUGUACACAAGAUAUGGAGAAAAUGUGACAGAAGCCAACUUUAAUCCCAAGUGGACUUGCCCUUCAUGUCGAGAAAUUUGCAACUGCAAUAGUUGUCGUAGGAGAAAUGGUUGGAUGCCCACUGGUAAUAUUUACAAUAAGGUAACAAAAUUGGGUUUCAAAUCUGUUGCUCAUUAUCUGAUCAAGACCUGCCGCACCGAGAAAAGCAUGAAAAACUCAGUUGCUGAAAAUAUUGUUGCCCAAGAAACACCAGAGACCUCUCCAGAUUCAACCCUGAAUAGACCGAUUCGUACAAGAAGGGCUUUGAGAAGUUAAAAAGGUGAUCAAA
Messenger RNA from Cicer arietinum (chickpea), 1005 nucleotides. RefSeq lists its product as uncharacterized. The record is from RefSeq and is a predicted model, not a curated record. Gene Ontology annotation, biological process: regulation of DNA-templated transcription. NCBI's taxonomy places the organism in Eukaryota, Viridiplantae, Streptophyta, Magnoliopsida, Fabales, Fabaceae. Gene Ontology annotation, cellular component: nucleus.